Molecule: messenger RNA, 1028 nt
Organism: Salvia miltiorrhiza (redroot sage)
Lineage: Eukaryota; Viridiplantae; Streptophyta; Magnoliopsida; Lamiales; Lamiaceae
Product: LOB domain-containing protein 37-like
Exons: 2
Coding region: 238-840 (200 amino acids)
Biological process (GO): regulation of gene expression
Source: RefSeq, a predicted model, not a curated record
UGAAUUAUCUUUUAUUAUUAGGUAUUUAAAAAGAGUUGGAUGUUGUAGAUUGAUAGCCCUAGCUAGGCGAUUUUGUGAUUUUCUCCACAUCACAUUCUUGUAACUUUCCAACCUUGUCUCCCCCCUCCCCCCUAUAUAUCCCCCACACUCUCCUUCGUUCCUCCCCUCAAAGACUCUCUCUCUCCCUCGAUCGAUCUUCAAGAAGUAAAUCACCAGAUUUUAUGCAAGUGAAUCAUCAUGAGCUGCAACGGAUGCAGAAUACUCCGGAAAGGGUGCAACGAAAACUGCAUUCUACGGCAAAGCUUACAAUGCAUCGAGAGCCCUCAAUCUCAAGCCAACGCCACCCUCUUCGUCGCCAAAUUCUUCGGCCGCGCCGGCCUCGUCUCCUUCCUCUCCUCCGUCCCCGAUUCCCAAAGACCUGCACUCUUUCAGUCCUUGCUGUUUGAAGCGUGCGGCCGCACGGUCAACCCGGUCAACGGAGCCGUCGGCUUGCUGUGGACCGGCAAUUGGCGCGUGUGCCAGUCGGCUGUGGAGACGGUGCUCCGCGGCGGAGUCCUCCGCCCCUUGCCGGAGUUCGAGGAAGGUUUAUUAACGGAAGAGAACGAUGAUUCGCUGUACGGAUCGCGAGAUCUGAACAAGAGGCUGAAAGCAUCGGAUGAAGGUAGCAGCGCGCUGGACCUCGGCUUGACGGCGGCAAAGAGAGUGAGUCGCAGAGAGAAGAAGAGACCGGCGACGCCGUCGGAUGAGUCCGAUACGACGACGUUCGAGAGCGGGUUUGCAUGUCAUCAGGAUUUGCAGCACGGACAUGAUCAAACCAAGCUCCUGCACCUCUUCUUUUAAUUAGGAUAUGAUUUUCCCUUUUUAAUUAGCCUUCCGCUUUUUUAACCAAACCUUGAGUUAAUUGGAGUAUCUUUUCCUCUUUUUUCCUUACUCAAAAUAACUUCUCAUAUUCCAUACUACUACUAAAUUGUAAUUACUUGCUUAAUUUAUAUCUAUGCAUGAUUAACAAAAACAUGGUUAUUUCCCAA